Molecule: messenger RNA, 3660 nt
Organism: Eimeria necatrix
Lineage: Eukaryota; Apicomplexa; Conoidasida; Eucoccidiorida; Eimeriidae
Product: 2-oxoglutarate dehydrogenase, putative
Exons: 12
Coding region: 1-3660 (1219 amino acids)
Biological process (GO): tricarboxylic acid cycle
Cellular component (GO): oxoglutarate dehydrogenase complex; mitochondrion
Molecular function (GO): thiamine pyrophosphate binding; oxoglutarate dehydrogenase (succinyl-transferring) activity
Source: RefSeq, a predicted model, not a curated record
AUGUGUGCAGCUGCAGCGAAGGCGCUGCAGCUGCAGCAGCGGUGCCUCUUUCUCUCUAACUCAUCUCGUGUGCUGACGUUUCCAAGACUCUCAACGGCAUCAUCGGUAGCAGCAGCAGCGGACCGCAGUCACUCAGGCCUUCUCCACCCUUCUUUCUGCCCUUAUAAGCAGCAAGCUCGCCAAGCGAGCACCACGCAGGCCACUUCAGUCCCGAACCAGUCCAAAGGCAGCAAUGGCGGCAGCAGCUCCAGCAGUACCUCUGCAGCAGCAGAUGGCUUCUUAUCCGGCACCGCUACUUCCUACGCGGAGCAGAUGCUUGUCGCAUGGCGCCGCGAUCCUUCAUCUGUGCACUCGUCUUGGGCGUCCUACUUUACAAAUUUGGAGAGUGGCCUGAACCCAGCUCUUUGCUUCACCCCUCCUCCAACGCUGCUGCAGCAGCCGGCUGCGGCAGCUGCCGCCGCUGCAGCAGCUGCUGCCGCAGCUGCAGCAGCUGGGAAAACAGCUGCGGGGCUUCACCAGGUCCCGGGAGCGACGGCAGGGGCGAUGGCGGGUGUCCCUGACCGUGCAGCAACCGCCGCUGCUGCAGCUGCCGCCGCGUCUGCUGCGGCCGUUGCUGUACAAGGCACUGCCACCCCCGCCAGUGCCUCCAUGCCAGCCAUCACUCCUGCCCAGCCUAUCAGCAUCAGCAGCAACGAUCCCCUUACUGCUGCAGCCACAGCAACUGGUGUUGCUGGCACUGGUGGCCACCAGUCUGUCCACGACACGUCUCGGCUGAUCCAAAUGAUUAGGGGAUAUCAGACAAGGGGCCAUGAAAUAGCCAACAUAAACCCCUUGGGGCUUCCCCGGAAGCCCCCCUACUGUUCGCUGAGAGCAGCGCAGCGGCCACUGCAGCUGACCCCCGAGCAGUAUGGGUUCACUGCUGCAGAUAUGGACAGGGUAUACGACACGAGGGUGCCUGGGAUGCAGGGAUUCUUGUCCCCUGACUCUCCUCCUCGACGGCUGCGGGAGCUGGUGGAGCGGCUGCAACAGACCUACUGCAGCAGCAUGGGGGUUGAGUACAUGCAUAUAGCAGACCCUAGUGUGUGCAACUUCAUUCGGCAAAAGCUGGAAACGGAGAGGCCCUACGCGUACAGCAGCGACAGCCGCCGCAAGAUUCUUGCGCGGCUUGCCCGUGCGCAGCUGUUCGAAAAUUUCUGCGCAGCGAAGUUCGCGACCACGCGGCGGUUCGGGCUGGACGGGUGCGAAAGCCUCAUAGUGGGGAUGAAGGCAAUAACAAAAAGGGCUGUCGCUACCUCUGUGGAAUCAGUGGUAAUUGGAAUGGCCCACAGGGGGCGGCUGAACGUGCUGGUAAAUGUACUGCAUAAACCCAUGCAGCAGUUACUGAGUGAGUUCCAGGGGGUAUCUGGGUUCGGGUCGAGCCAGUGGGGUAAUACAGGGGACGUUAAGUACCACUUGGGGGUCGAGUACGAUUUAUUUGACCGAGAUAGCCAGCGUAGCCUCCACUUGGCGGUGCUACCCAACCCCUCCCACCUGGAGGCGGUGGACCCGCUGGUGCUGGGACUGGCUCGCGCCCAGCAGUACUUUAGAAAGGAUAAAGAAAGGGGGUUGGUGCUGCCUAUUAUUAUACACGGCGACGCCUCUCUGGCGGGACAGGGAGUGGUGUACGAGUCACUGCAGAUGUGCGCCCUCCCCAGCUAUACUGUAGGCGGCUGCGUCCACUUGGUGGUGAACAACCAAAUAGGAUUCACUACGAACCCAGUGGAUGCGGGCUCCGGCAAGUAUUGCACGGAUAUAGCCAAGGCCGUAGAGGCUCCCAUACUUCACGUGAACGCCGACGACCCUGAGGCUGUCACCUUCGCUUGCGAACUUGCUCUAGAGUAUCGGCAGAAGUUCAAACAUGACGUCUUUGUAGACAUCGUGGGCUACAGAAGGUUUGGCCAUAAUGAGCUCGAUAUGCCGAAGUUCACUCAGCCUCUCACCUACACACUCAUCGCCAGAAAGAAGCCCUCGCUUGAAAUAUACGCUGAGAAACUUGUGCAAGAGGAAGUUUUAUCUGCAGAAGAAGUGUCGAAUAUGAAGGCGGACAUAUGGGAGUUUUACAACAAAGAAUAUGAAAGCAGCAAAACAUUCGUUCCUGCACAUCAGUAUCAAUACGCCCCACAAUGGAAGCACUUGGUCACCCCAGACCAUCCCUCCCCUCCACGAGUUACAGGCGUCCGUCUCUCUGCGCUGCGGGAAUUGGGGCGCCGCAUCUUUACCAUCCCUGAAGGUUUUGUACCUCACGCGACAAUCGCGAAAAUAAAAAAGCAGAGACUAGCGGCUGUUGAAGGCAAUGAAGAUGAGAAGACUCUUGAUUUCGGGGCUGCGGAAAACUUAGCCUAUGCUUCGCUGCUAAGCGAUGGGUUUCAUAUUCGUCUGGCUGGCCAGGACGCUCAGCGUGGCACUUUUUCUCACCGCCACGCUGUAUUACACGAUCAAGCAGUCGAAGCUCAAUACUGCAUAUUCGAUUCUCUAAAGGAUCUCAAUCUGCCCCACACGAUUACCAUCUGCAACUCACUCCUGUCAGAGUACGCAGCCAUGGGUUAUGAGUUCGGUUACUCGAUGGAGCACCCCGACACUCUCACCAUUUGGGAGGCACAGUUUGGCGACUUCAGCAACGGCGCUCAGAUCAUCACGGAUCAGUUCGUGGCCUCUGCUGAGGUCAAAUGGAACAGACAAAACGGUUUGGUGUUGCUGCUUCCCCACGGCUACGAUGGUCAGGGCCCCGAGCACUCUUCUGGGCGCAUCGAGCGUUUCCUUCAGCUAUGCGACGACAGAGAGGAUGUAAUCCAUGAAGAGAAUUGGGAAUUGUCGAGGUCGUCUGUUAUUCAGCAGCAUAACAUACAGGUUGUCGUCCCCACCGUACCCUCGAAUACGUUCCACGUACUUCGACGUCAAGUCCACCGCGCUUUCCGAAAGCCUCUAGUUGUAUUUUCGCCCAAGAGAAUGCUUAGACUGAGGCAGGCAAUGAGCCCCCUCAGAGAUAUCAUGGAGGGGACUCGCUUCAAAAGAUACAUACCUGAUGAUUCCAUCACUGACCCUUCCAAGAUCGAGCGGCUUAUUUUGUGCUGCGGCCAGAUCUAUUACGACCUCCAUGCGGAAAGAGACAGAAUUAGAAGUGAAUAUGGGACGUCAGAUAAUCCAGGGAACAAGGUGGCUUUAGCUCGUGUAGAACAGCUCUCUCCCUUUCCCUUCGACUUGGCCAUUCGGGACCUCCAAAUUUAUCCAAACUUACGAACAGUCGUUUGGGCUCAGGAGGAGCCCAUGAACCAGGGUGCUUGGUCCUACACCAGCAAGCGCAUUGAGUCCUGCCUCCGUCAUUUGGGCUGCCCAAACAGAAUCGAGCGUCCCAUUUAUGUAGGAAGAGAUGUAUCAGCAACCACAGCGGUAGGAGAUAAGGGCUUACAUGACAAGGAGCUGGCCCAGUUGCUCCAGGAUGCCUUUAACCUGGACUGUACGGACAACUCAUACUUGGCAAAAUAUCUGUCUCGAAGGGUACAGGCGGAGCAACGACAACAACAACAAAAGCAGCACCGAAUUCAGCAGCAACAGCUGAUGCAGCAGGAGCAGCAUCAAGAAGAACAGCGACUGCAGCAAGUGAAGGAGCCGCACAACAACUGA